Oikopleura dioica is the source of this 1323-nucleotide messenger RNA. Lineage: Eukaryota; Metazoa; Chordata; Appendicularia; Copelata; Oikopleuridae. The record is from the annotation of a GenBank genome assembly.
AUGUCGACACGGCCAGAUGAGAUCCCCGUAAAAGUGGAGCGAGUCACCAUUGAACAAGACAAGGGAGUUUCCAAACCAUCUUUUCUCCGCCAUUUCGUUAAAAAUGUCCAACAAGCGAGCGACCUCCAAAGUCUUCUCGUUGAGGCCCAGCUUGCGAAGCAAAAAAUGGAACAAUCUGGUUGUUUUAAAUCCGUAGAUGUAGCCAUCGACACGACUGAAGCUUACAACACGGACGGGAACGCCACUGGCUAUCAGGUUGUUUAUGACGUGAAGGAGAAGAAAUUGAGCAUUUCUGCGGGAGGAGAUCUUUCGCCUGAUUCGAUGACGCCAGAAGGAGGUGUGAAAGUUGCAAUUCCUAAUGUUUUCGGAUACGGUGAAAAGAUUCAAAUGAGCUUUGGGAAGGACAUGGACUCAACUGAAGGAGCCGAUAAGCCGAAAAACUUCUUUCCCAACGUCUCCCUCAACAUCAACUACCCUCUAAGAUACGAAACAACAAGCAUCGAUGGAGAAUUCACGUCAACAAAUCGCGAGAAACCAUGGUGUAAUAUCAAGGAAGAAAGUAUGCUAGGAAAAUUCGGGAUUACGAAUAAAUUCGCGGAAAAUUUAACCGGAUCAGUAUCUCUCAACGCCAGGCAGAUGAAUAUAAGCGCCCUCACAGACAAAGAUUGCCCUGAGUCCAUCAUAGACCAGUUUGGUUAUUCUCAGAAGAAUUUCUUGACUUUAUCCGUCAACUACGACUCCUCUGCCAACUUCAUCAGGAAGGUCGUUCCCGCGAAAGGGUUCCGAAUGAAAUGCGAUGCAGACUUCUUCAAGAAUGGAUACAAAGGCUUCGCAGAUCUUGCUCUUUAUCAGCCUCUGUCUACUGGUAUUACCGGUGUUUUAACUGCAAGUGGUGGUUAUCUUAAUACGAAUGGCAACAAAAGUCACAUUUCCGAUCGAUUCUUCGUCGGUGGUAACAACAACAUUCGUGGAUUUGAAAUGAACAGCCACGGUCCUCGUGAAUCUGGCUGUGCUCUUGGUGGCGAUGCUUCUUUCAAAGCGGGUGUUCAUGUUUACUACUCAAUGGAACUUCUUGGACAAAUUUUCAAGGGAAUUAGCCAAAAUCUAUUGAGUCCCAACGCUGCAAUCCAUGCUUUUGCCGUGGCUGGAAAUGUGGGAAAUGUCUCAUCCGUUUUACAACAUAAACACUACGCGUACUGCUAUGGCAUCGGUGUAGCCAUGUCCCUCUUCCAAGGCAUUCCCCUCAAUUUGGAAGCUAACGUUGUUGGAACAAGUCAGAAAAAGUUCCCAACCUUUCAAGCUGGAUUCAGCAUGUCCAUCUGA